This is a messenger RNA of Leptopilina boulardi, 705 nucleotides long. RefSeq names its product dynein axonemal intermediate chain 2-like. The transcript has 3 exons. NCBI's taxonomy places the organism in Eukaryota, Metazoa, Arthropoda, Insecta, Hymenoptera, Figitidae. The record is from RefSeq and is a predicted model, not a curated record. Bases 107 to 556 code for a protein of 149 amino acids.
UUUAAUUUUAUUUAUUGACAUAUAAUAAAGCCACAGCACAUAAAAAAGAUAAUAAAGAGAAGAUUUAAAUUAGUUCAUAAUCAUUUAAUAUAUAAAAACAGAUAAAAUGAGGAGUACCUAUGUAUAUGUAAAAACACGUGCUUCUUAUGGAAAGCAAUGUAUUUUUAAUAUGAAGGAAACAUAUUUCGAUGAAGUAAUUUUACCAAAUUCUUUGUUAAAUGAACAAUUUGUUUUUCAAAAUUCUUGUCACAAAAAAAUACAAAUCUCAAAAAAAGUAGCUCAUCAUGAGAUUCAGACAAUAGGAAAGUCAUUUAGAAGUAUAGGAAUACAUCAUUUUGAGGGCGGAUGGCCGAAAGAAAUUGAUCCUAUGGAUGAAGAAGCAAAGGCAAGAUAUCGAAGACGAGUUGAGAAAGAAGAAAAUUGGUAUUCUAAAUUAAGUAAUUUGUUUAAGGUUAUUGAAAAUGCGAUUCUCCAGAACAACUCUACUAAUAUUUAUGGCCAUUACUUUAAAGAUGUACUACCCUCAGCAUCAAAAGGAUUUCAAUCACCGAUGUAAACCCUAAAUGGAAGAUAAUAAUAUGGUCUAUUUUUGUUACUGAUAAAUUUUUACAUAAAUGUGAUUGUCAUUGAUAUCUGAAACCAUAUCGGUAAAAAUCUAACCUACAAAAAGCAUAUACAAUUUGAAAUUUGUUGCGCAUAUUUUAA